UGUGUGCAGGGCCGCGGGCCCCGGAAAGGUGGGAAGGCUGUGGUCGGUUGAGGGAGGCACCCUGGAGAGGUUUCAGUGGACGGAAGGAGUGGGCAGGGCCCUCCGCAGAGCUGUGGGUUUUGAGAGAGGUACUUUUCUCUCCAGUGACGGAGGGGUGGGAUUUGCCCACCGGGCCUCCUUUCUGGUUAGGGCCUCUGUUGUAUUGCCCCAGCCCGGGUUCACCUCGAGAGGGGGAGAAGGAAGGCCUGUCCGGGUCGGGGAACCUUUCUUGUAGGAUCUUGCAGUCAGCCACGUGUCUGCUCAAAAGCCGCAGAGAAAGUCCACAGAAAAGGAGGAGUUUCUGGAGGAGGGGCAUGGAGCUGUAAAAGUGGUGAUGGGGGUGAGAAAGGGGCGGAGAAAGAGAAUUCAAAACCCUCUAAUCGUUAGUCGAUGCAGCACCUCUAGGUGCACUAGUUAGGUAGCUGGGUGUAUGGAUUCAUCGGAUGAGGUUGGGGAGGUGUGAGCAGAGUCCAGGCUAACUGAAAAGGAACUUUAGCGAUUAAGGGAGAAAACCGUUGUAGCCUUUGAGAAAGGGGGGCAUAUCCUGCUAUUAUAGUGUAAAAGAGGAUAAUUUAGUUCAAAAAAUUUUGCCAAUUUUCCUGAACUAUCACCGCCUAUAUUGUUGACUUAUGAAGUGUAUGUAAAUCUUUUUUUUAAAUUUUUAGUAUACAUAGCCUGACUUUUCUGUAGUUAAUACUUACGUUUUCAAACGAUAACAAGAGAUUUUUCAGUUAGGGGAGCCCCUUAAAGAGGGAGUUCUGAAAUCUGUAGGUUAUCAGUUGAUACUGAAGAAGCUUGGUGGGCCUGGGAUCGGGAGGCAGGGCAGGGAGAGCAUCAUCCCUGGUUACCUGGGAAGAGCACGAUGUGAAGUGUAACCUGGGAGACACAGCAGGCCUUGUAGACUCAGAGCAGAAAAGGUCUGUACCUGGAGACUGUAGUUCUCGUGGAGUUUGAAAGAAGGUUUUCUGGAAAGAAAUUGAGUAGACUUAGAGAAGCAACUGAAGAGAUCAAGGGGAUGGAAUACUUUAAUGUGAUACCCACUGCCAUCGAGUCAAUUCUGACUCAUGGCGACCCUAUAGGACAGAGUAGAACUGCCCCAUAGAGUUUCCAAGGAGCACAUGGGCUGGAAAAAAAAAUUAGAACUCUGGUAUAAAACUCACUGCCAUUGAGUCGAUUGCAACUCAUAGCGACCUCAUAGGACAGAGUAGAACUGUGCCGUCGGGUUUCCAGGGAGAGCCUGGUAGAUUGGAAAUGCCAACCUUUUGGUUAGCAGCUAUAGCACUUAACCACUGCGCCACCAGGGCUCCCUGGUACAGAAGAACCCAACCCAGUACCCAGUACCGUCGAGUGGUAUAGAAGAGAGAGGCAAAAAACAAAACACCCACCUAGUGGAUGAUAACUAAAUAUUUAUCGUGAGCGUAUGUUUAUCAUAUACAUAUGUUAACUGUAAACUUGUUUACAAACCAAAGGAUUAUUUACACACAUAAAGAGGGCCUCCUGCAAUAAAUACUUACCUUAUAGGACUUGGUUCUCUGUGAGAAGCUGUUAGGGUGGAAGAUAAACGAACUAAAUUUAAGAAGGGUUUGGCCCUCUAAUGGAUUGCUAAAGAAGGGUGCUUAGGAUACUUAAGGGGCAAAUAGAAGUGAAUGUGUUAGAGGAGGCUGAUUGGGUGGGGCAGGGCUGGCAGGAAGUCAGUUAUUUCAGGCUGGGUGUGUGGGAGGAACGCAGGACUUCUAAAAGGUGGGAAGGCUGUGGUCAGUUGAGGGCAGGACUCAGGAGGGGGUCUUAGUGGCUGUGAGUGUUAUUUGGACAGAAAUAGUGGGUCAGAUCACUGGUCUGACUCCAAAUGGGGGCCUAUCUAUGGAUAAUAGUGCCUAGGGCGAUUAGUGUUAAAUUGUUGAAUGAUCUCUCACAACUGGCAUGGAAACUGUCCUGGGCAACAGAAACUGCUCGUUGGCUCCCCACCUCAAGUGGUGCCCAGGGCAUGAGUCCGACCUUGGCGGGGAGACCCACCCUAGAUAGGCCUCUCCCAAAGUAACUUUUUUGUUUGUGCUUUGUGAGUCUGCCUUGACGUAAAAGAAGAACAACUGGGAAUCUUUAAUCUUUCAUAAAAUGCUGGCAGGUAAUUAACCAGAACAGGAUCGACGCCAGCGUCCUCUGCAGCCUUUCAAUGGAUCCUGUUCGACCGCCAUUCAGGGGCCUUUCUCCUAUCCACCCAUCUCAGUAUGUACGGAUGCCAGGCUCCUGGGCACAAGCUCCUAAACACUUGGAGUCAGCUCUGGGCAGGGCAGGACCUGCAGGCAGAGGCAGUGUAUUUGGAAAACCAGAGGAACCAAGCCCACAGAAUGGGCCAGCACAAAAGGAAUCUGUGGGUUUAGUCUCCAUGUUCCGGGGACUAGGCCUGGAAACUGUGUCCCAUACCCCUCUGUUACGAGAAAUGCCUCCUUUAGGUAGAGGCAUUUUUGGCCGAGGCUUGUCUGCUAAUAUGGUGCGCAAGGACAAAGAAGAACCUCAUCCCACUUCUCCAGAUCCAUCAGUGUUGGCAGGUGGGGAUAGCACGUUGGCAGAGGCCACCAUUGGUUGGAAUAGAAUGCUUGGAAGAGGAAGUUCAGAUAUUUCUUUAUUACCAUUGGGAAGAGCAGCUGGGGGGCUAGGCCGGGGAGUAUACAGACCUCCCAGUGCACUCAGCCUGACUUCCCGGGACCCACCAGAGUUGUCUUCAUCGCCACCUCUGCCCCAGUCCUCACUACACUCUCCAGAUCGCCCUCCAGCUGUGGCUGUCGAACACAAGGAGAAAGAGCUUUUUGUGAAGCAAGGAUCAAAAGGAAAACCUCAAUCUUUGGGACUGAACCUCAUCAAAAUACAGUGUCAUAAUGAAGCAGUUUAUCAAUAUCAUGUGGCUUUCAGCCCCAACGUGGAGUGCAAAAGCAUGAGGUUUGGGAUGUUGAAGGACCAUCAAGCUGUCACCGGAAAUGUUACUGCUUUUGAUGGAUCCAUUCUCUAUCUGCCUGUUAAACUGCAACAAACUCUUGAGUUAAAAAGUCAGAGGAAAACUGAUGGUGCUGAUGUCUGCAUUAAAAUUCAGUUGACGAAGAUCCUGGAGCCCUGUUCUGACUUAUGCAUCCCCUUCUACAAUGUUGUUUUCCGUAGGGUAAUGAAACUUUUAGAUAUGAAGCUUGUGGGGAGAAACUUCUAUGACCCUACAAGUGCUAUGGUACUACAACAACACAGAUUGCAGAUCUGGCCAGGCUAUGCAGCUAGCAUCCGGAGGACAGAUGGAGGCCUUUUCCUGCUGGCUGAUGUCUCCCAUAAGGUCAUUCGGAAUGAUUCUGUGCUGGAUGUCAUGCAUGCUGUGUAUCAGCAGAACAAAGAAAACUUCCAGGAUGAAUGCACUAAGCUUCUGGUUGGCAAUAUUGUUAUAACCCGAUACAACAACCGCACUUAUCGUAUUGAUGAUGUGGACUGGAAUAAGACUCCAAAAGAUCGCUUCACAAUGUCUGAUGGGAAGGAGAUCACAUUCUUGGAAUACUACAGCAAAAACUACGGGAUCACAGUUAAGGAAGAGGACCAGCCACUGCUGAUCCACAGGCCCAGUGAGAGACAGAAUAACCAAGGGAUGUUGCUAAAAGGCGAAAUACUGCUGCUGCCUGAGCUUUCCUUCAUGACUGGAAUCCCAGAGAAAAUGAAGAAGGACUUCAGAGCCAUGAAGGAUUUGACUCAACAGAUCAAUCUGAGCCCUAAACAGCACCAUAAUGCUUUGGAAUGUUUGCUACAGAGAAUUUCAAAGAAUGAGGCAGCCAGUAAUGAAAUGACACGUUGGGGUCUCUGUCUUCAAAAUGAUGUACAUAAGAUUGAAGGACGAGUUCUGCCAGUGGAAAGAAUUAAUUUAAGAAAUACUUCAUUUACCACAUCUCAGGAACUCAACUGGAUUAAGGAAGUAACCAGAGACCUUUCCAUUUUGACUGUCCCCAUGCAUUUCUGGGCACUGUUUUACCCAAAGAGAGCAAUGGAUCAGGCCCGAGAGCUGGUUAACAUGUUAGAGAAGAUAGCUGGCCCCAUUGGCAUGCGAAUGAGCCCACCAGCCUGGGUUGAACUAAAGGAUGACCGGAUAGAGACCUAUAUCAGGACCAUUCAAUCCAUGCUGGGAGUUGAGGGGAAGAUACAGAUGGUUGUUUGCAUCAUCAUGGGCACACGUGAUGAUCUCUAUGGGGCCAUCAAAAAGCUGUGUUGUGUGCAGUCUCCAGUGCCCUCGCAGGUCAUCAAUGUCCGAACCAUUGGGCAGCCCACCAGGCUUCGGAGUGUGGCCCAGAAAAUUUUACUUCAAAUUAACUGUAAAUUGGGUGGUGAGCUCUGGGGAGUGGAUAUUCCCCUGAAACAAUUAAUGGUGGUUGGGAUGGAUGUUUACCACGACCCUAGCAGAGGCAUGCGCUCCGUGGUUGGCUUUGUUGCGAGCAUCAAUCUCACCCUCACGAAAUGGUAUUCCCGAGUGGUAUUCCAGAUGCCUCAUCAGGAGAUUGUGGAUAGCCUGAAGCUGUGCCUAGUGGGCUCCUUAAAAAAGUUUUAUGAGGUGAACCACUGUCUACCAGAGAAGAUAGUGGUGUACCGUGAUGGAGUGUCUGAUGGCCAACUAAAGACAGUUGCCAACUAUGAGAUUCCUCAGCUACAGAAGUGUUUUGAAGCUUUUGACAAUUAUCAGCCCAAGAUGGUGGUAUUUGUAGUUCAGAAGAAAAUCAGCACCAAUCUGUACCUGGCUGCUACUGAGCACUUUGUGACUCCCUCCCCUGGGACUGUGGUGGACCAUACAAUAACAAGUUGUGAAUGGGUGGAUUUCUACCUUCUUGCCCAUCAUGUACGUCAGGGCUGUGGCAUUCCUACACAUUAUGUAUGUGUUCUCAACACUGCAAACCUGAGCCCUGAUCAUAUGCAGAGGUUGACUUUCAAACUGUGCCACAUGUACUGGAAUUGGCCUGGUACCAUAAGAGUUCCAGCUCCUUGCAAAUAUGCUCACAAGCUAGCUUUUCUGUCCGGACAAAUCUUGCAUCAUGAACCAGCCAUCCAGCUGUGCGAGAACCUGUUCUUCCUGUGA
Loxodonta africana (African savanna elephant) is the source of this 5125-nucleotide messenger RNA. It is a transcript of the gene PIWIL2, whose product is annotated as piwi like RNA-mediated gene silencing 2. Gene Ontology annotation, molecular function: RNA endonuclease activity; protein binding; piRNA binding. The transcript has 22 exons. Gene Ontology annotation, cellular component: P granule. The coding region runs from base 2210 to 5125 and encodes 971 amino acids. Gene Ontology annotation, biological process: regulatory ncRNA-mediated gene silencing. NCBI's taxonomy places the organism in Eukaryota, Metazoa, Chordata, Mammalia, Proboscidea, Elephantidae. The record is from RefSeq and is a predicted model, not a curated record.